GAAAGAAAUGGCGUCGUUAAUAUCUACUUCGGCUUUACCAACGCGGUUGCAGUUCCUCAACUCAUUACCGACUAACUCGGAACGCUCCAACAAAAUCAACUCACUGUCUUGGGUCACUUCGUUUCGCAGUAUCAACAUCUCCGUUUACUCAUUAACACCUCCUCUUGCUCCCUCUCGGCACAAGGGUUAUUUUGUUCAAGCUGCCUGGACCAGGAGAUCACGUGGCGAACUUGCAAAGCAACCCAAUAGGAAAUCAUGGAAACAAAGGACCGAUAUGUAUAUGAGGCCAUUCCUACUAAAUGUUUUCUUUUCAAAGAAAUUUAUUCAUGCCAAAGUGAUGCAUCGGGGUACAAGCAAAGUUAUAUCGGUCGCAACCACAAAUGCCAAGGAUCUUAGAAACGAUUUGCCAUCACUCACUGAUCACAACGCUUGCAGAAUAAUCGGGAAACUGAUAGCUGAACGAUCAAAAGAAGCUGAUGUCUACGCGAUGUCUUAUGAGCCUAGAAAGGGUGAGAGGAUUGAAGGUAAGCUAGGAAUAGUUCUAGACAGCAUAAAGGAGAAUGGGAUCAUUUUUGUAUGAACCAAUCAACGCAUUGAUGUAGUAAAUUAAUUAGUUUAUUAGAAUUUGUUAACUGAACUUUGGAGAUGCAAUUAAUAUCGAGUCUUUGUUGAUGGUCUAAGU
Molecule: messenger RNA, 682 nt
Organism: Hibiscus syriacus
Lineage: Eukaryota; Viridiplantae; Streptophyta; Magnoliopsida; Malvales; Malvaceae
Product: 50S ribosomal protein L18-like
Exons: 2
Coding region: 8-580 (190 amino acids)
Biological process (GO): translation
Cellular component (GO): ribosome
Molecular function (GO): 5S rRNA binding; structural constituent of ribosome
Source: RefSeq, a predicted model, not a curated record